Phaethon lepturus (White-tailed tropicbird) is the source of this 1827-nucleotide messenger RNA. RefSeq names its product solute carrier family 38, member 9 (gene SLC38A9). The record is from RefSeq and is a predicted model, not a curated record. Lineage: Eukaryota; Metazoa; Chordata; Aves; Phaethontiformes; Phaethontidae. Gene Ontology annotation, biological process: amino acid transmembrane transport. Gene Ontology annotation, molecular function: amino acid transmembrane transporter activity.
GAAGGUGGCACAUUCACCAAAUAUGGAAGAGGAUAUCAAACCUCUCUUGGUUCCUGUUGGAGGCGAUGAAAGCAAUUAUGGAAUCAUGAAUAUACAGUUCAGUCCAGAAGAUUUUAAGUGCAAAAGACCAUUUCAUGUGGAGCCUACCAACAUAGUCAGUGUGAACGAUGACAUGCAGAGAGUCACUGAUGAAGCUUCAGCAAUGAAUAAGCGGAUUCAUUACUAUAGUAGACUCACGUCUCCUGCAGACAGGGCAUUGAUUGCUCCUGAUCAUGUACUUCCAGCUCCUGAAGAAAUCUACGUGUACAGUCCAUUAGGAACUGCUUUUAAAGUUGACAGUUGCACAGAUGGCUAUGGUAAAAACUCCAGUAUAGUGACAAUAUUUAUGAUAUGGAAUACAAUGAUGGGUACAUCUAUAUUAAGUAUCCCAUGGGGAAUAAAACAGGCAGGCUUUACUUCUGGAAUAAUUCUCAUCUUACUGAUGGGCAUUUUGACUCUCUAUUGCUGCUACAGAGUUGUGAAAUCACGGAAAAUGAUACCUUUAAUAGAUACCUCAAACUGGGAAUUCCCAGACGUUUGCAAGUAUUACUUUGGAUCCUUUGGUCAAUGGUCAAGCCUUUUAUUUUCUAUGGUAUCGCUUGUUGGAGCCAUGGUUGUUUAUUGGGUGCUUAUGUCCAACUUUCUGUUCAACACAGGAAAGUUUAUAUACAACUUUGUUCAUGACAUUAAUGUAACCGAGAUUGUUCCUGGCACAAAUGGAAGUAACAAAGUCAUUUGUCCAAGUGCUGCUAGCGGUCACCCACCACAGAACAGGAGUGUGACGUUCUCUUCUGGCAACAAUACAGGUUUUGAACUCUUUGAAGAGUGGUGGAACAAAUCACAAACAGUACCGUUUUACCUGAUUGCUGUUCUUCUACCCCUGCUAAAUCUGAAGUCUCCAUCCUUCUUUGCGAAGUUUAAUGUAUUAGGUACGGUUUCAGUUGUCUACCUAGUUUUUCUGGUUACUGUAAAAGCUGCUCGUCUGGGAAUCCACUUAGAAUACAACUGGUUUACAGAGAAUGAUUUUUUUGUACCAGAGUUUAGAAUUCUGUUCCCUCAGCUCACAGGGGUUCUGACACUUGCAUUCUUCAUCCACAAUUGUGUCAUCACACUUCUUCAAAAUAACAGGAAUCAAGAAAAUAAUGUGAGAGACCUCUCUAUUGCAUACUUCCUGGUGGGAUUAACAUAUCUGUAUGUUGGAGUGAUAAUUUUUGCAUCUUUUCCUUCUCCACCAUUAUCCAAAGAAUGUAUUGAACAGAAUUUUCUAGAUAACUUUCCCAGCGAUGACAUCAUGUCAUUUGUUGCUUUUUUGAUGACUGUAUACCCACUGUUGGGCUAUCUGGCACGAGUUCAGCUGUUAAAACAGUUUUUUGGAAAUGCUUACCCAAGCGUUUUCCAUGUGCUCGUCCUGAAUGUAGCAAUUGUGGGAGCUGGAGUAGCAAUGGCAAGAUUUUAUCCAAAUAUAGGAGGUAUCAUAAGAUACUCUGGAGCAACAUGUGGUCUGGCCUUUGUAUUCGUGUAUCCUUCCCUCAUCUACGUGAUCUCCCUGCAUCGUGCUGGGCAGCUGACGUGGCCAGCAUUGAUCAUUCACAUCUUUAUAAUCCUCCUUGGACUGGCUAAUCUGAUUGCACAAUUCCUAUUGUGAAAACUCCCCCUUCUUCCCUGUGGCUGUCACAAGUGGUACUGUGACAUUUGGCAACAGCCUUGAGCAACUCUGUCACGCGUGAGAAUGAACAGUCCUCAAUAUGAUCUUCUUGAGAAAAGCUGCACCUUUGAAACAAACUCAAA